This is a messenger RNA of Pocillopora meandrina, 8296 nucleotides long. The record is from the annotation of a GenBank genome assembly. Lineage: Eukaryota; Metazoa; Cnidaria; Anthozoa; Scleractinia; Pocilloporidae.
GUACUUUCCCAGUCGGUUGCCAACAUGGCGGCUCGGCGAACGGGAUUACUGCUAUUCCAACGAUGUAAUUUUUGUUCGAGAGAAACACUCAAGCGAAGAUUUGGCUCUAUUGUGUGCAGUUUUUCAAGAAUUGGAAAUAAUUUACUGGUUGCGUCACGUAGAAAUGGAAUUUUCUUUUUGUCGGGUGAGAACUUGCUUCCGUAUAUCAGCUGACAUAACACAACUUUUUCGAAAACAACCUUACAUAAUCGUUUUAACUGCUUUGUCACCUCUAUCCUCAGCGUCUUCGCGCAAGAUUAACCCCUCAUUUUUGGGAGCGAUUUCGUCUCAUAGAGAAUUUCACACGUCAGGUUAGUAAAACAAAUAUUAUCAGACAGAUUUCACCGGCGAUAUUUUGCGACGAUCGCAGUUUCAACCCACGUGUUCUUGCUAUGUGAAAUAUUGGAAAUGCCGGUAUGAGUUAAAUUUUUGAAUGAUCUUUUUGAUGUCGCUUCUUAUUUGAAUAUAUUUUGGUGAUAGCUACGUAUGAAUCGAGAAGAAAGAUGGUAACAAUUUUUUACUUUAGUCCAGUACAAAAAAAAAUUGCGUUUGCCAUACUGUCCUGAGUGUUUCCAUCAGCAAUGACGUUUGCGAAAUAUUCUGUUAUUGUUUUUGUCAUGAAACCUUUUUUCUCCACAGAUCCAACUUACAAGAAAGAUUACUACAAAAUUCUUGGAGUACCACGUAAUGCAGACCAAAAGGAAAUAAAAAAGGCGUACUUUAAUGUGAGUACAUGUACACUUCGUGCUACAUAGGUGUUGACACACCUUUGGAUCGACAUUUCAACAUGAUUCUUAUCGUAUCUGGCAAAAAGAAAGAGUCGAGAAAUCCUGAUACCUUUCCUAUGGUAACUUUAGUAAGAUGCUGUGAUCAACAGAAUUUUACCACCUGUGUCAUCUUUUCAAAACACCAACAUGAACAUUCUCUAAACACAUUGACUUGUCAGGACCUUUAAUAAAAGGCACAUAAUCUGUAGCAUGCAUGAGCUGCAACAAUAAGGGAAGAAUUUACAGAUGAUAGGAAAGUGGUGGAGAGAAAAGGGUUUCUCCACACAUUUCCAGAGAAGAAGGUAAAGGAGAAGGAACCUUACUUCACUUGAAAUUAAAGAUGUGGACUAUUCAGAUACUAGCACUACAUCAUACUUACUUUCCUCCUAUAACUAGUCCUAUUUAUUCUCUUUAACUCUUUACACCCUAACAUCAGUAGACAAAUUCUCCAUACUGUUCUUUAUACAUUUCUUGUGGUAUUGACAAGGAGGAAUUGUUUAUAAAUCAAGAUAUUCCUGAAAAGGUUAAUUAUUUCCCACAUAAUGUAUGGAUAAAUUAUAUUUUAGUUACUCUGAAGAGUUUAAACCAACAGUAGAUGCAAUGAAGUAAGCAUGUAAUUUUCACCUUAUGAUUCAAGCCUGUGUACCAACUGGGCAUGUUUUUUUUAUUAUUAUUAAUUUAUUUCUUUUGCAUCCAGAGUUACACACAUUGCUUAACAUCCACUUUCCUCUUUCAGUUGGCAAAAAAAUACCACCCCGAUACAAAUAAAGGUGCUGAUGCAGCUGAAAAGUUUCAGGAAAUAAGUGAAGCAUAUGAGGUAUGUUACUGGUAAUAUACUAUGGGACAUUUUUUUUUUUGGUAUUUGACUAUAAAUUUUUUCAAUAUUGAUGACAUUUGGCCAAAAAAACUCCCUUCAUCAUGCCUGGCCUCUUUACUUGAAUACACCAUGUCAAGAUGUUGUUCCUGGGUUUCAGGUUUUGCCUAUGAAUCUUUCCUUUACUGUGUGGGAAACAUCACUUUUAAAAAUUUAAAUGGGAAAAAAGUUUAAAAAAAAGGACAAAAGGAUAAGAGUGGUGAAGGAUGCAGAUCAGAGACAUGGAAAAUAACAGAGAGACUUUUUUAGCUCUCCCAAAACUUCCUGCUAAAGCUGAUAGGUGACAGACUUUUUCUUAACUGAUAAAGAAGUAAAGAGGGUCAAAGUUACUUUCAUGACCAGAUGCUGUCACUAUUACAAUGAGAAAAAAACUGUAUUUUACAGUACUGUUGUGACCCAAAAUUUUUUCUCAUAAAUCCACAUUCUCCUCAGGUUUUGAGUGAUGACAACAAAAGGAGUACAUAUGACAAUUUUGGAACUACAGAUUUUAGUGGUGCAGCAGGUAAACAGUCUUUGUGGUGGCACAUUUAUAACCAUUUGGUUUCUUGAUAUGUUAGUUUUUCAUUUUGAUUAAUUAGCAGCUCUUUUACAGUUAAAAGCUUGGAAAUUUCACUUUGCAAUUUUGUCCCUUAAAGUUAAAUGUAGUGGAGGAAAAUACUGACCUUGGUGGUUGAAAUUAUCUCUUCUAGGCGGUAACCCAUAUGGUGGUGGAAAUCCUUUUGGUGAAGGCAUUGAUCCAGAAGAUAUCCUAAAAAACUUCUUUCGUGGAGGAGACAAUCCCUUUGGCUUUGGGACCAGAAGUGGAGGAUUUGGCUCUGACUUUCAAGAAAUCCAGCAGGUCAGACAUUCAAAAACUAAACAAUUUUGCCUCUUUUUUACCCCCCUUCCUGAUAGUUUCUUUAAAAUAAAACAUCACAUAUUUAUUUUGAUUAUAUAUUCCUGUUAUAACAUAUUGAAAGUUAGCAGCAGUUAAGUGUCACCCUGACACCAUUGUCAAGGUAAUCAAACAACUUAUUAACCCUUUGACUCCCAUGACUGAUCAAGACAGAAUUUCUCCUUACAAUAUCAAUACAAUAUCAACCAGAUAUGAGAUGAGAAUAAAGAAAACUAUCAAUUUGGGGAUAAUUAGGUGAUUGAAUACUAAAUUCUCUGAACUAGCAUUAUAAGAAUUGUGUGGUUGACAGUAAGGAGAAUUAUGAAUUUGAUCUGGGAGUUAAAGUGUUAAAGGCUUUGCACUUCUGGUUUGGACUAUAUAGUUACCUUCUGUUCAAUAUUUUUCUCAGUUACUAAGAAGAUUGCAUCAUGAUAAUAUUGGAAUAUCAUUCACUUUCAUUAGUUUUUAUCAGUCAGUGAAUUUUGAAAUUCACAUGUCGUGUUUAAUUUGGGAAUUGUCCAGGAAACAUAACUGCAUUUUAUUUCAUGAUGUUAUUUACAUUUUUGCUUCAGCAUGUUCUAAACCUGUCUUUCAUGGAUGCUGCCAAGGGUUGCAAUAAAGAUAUUACAACAAGAACAAAAGUAGUAUGUAACAGAUGCAAUGGCAAACGAGCAGAACCUGGAACCACUUAUUCGCAAUGUCCCACUUGUAAAGGAACUGGAGAAGUAAGAAUUGUUCAUCUGUGUUGCUCUUUGCUCUUUACAUUAGUGUGAGAUCUUGAAUAAUUUUUUUGUACUGUAAAUGGUUUCAAUAGGAGGGUAACAAUUUGAUUGCAUAGUGUGAUUUUCUAGAUGGGGCAUCCCAGAGAAGGAUAGUUUUUUGCAGUGGCAACUGAUGUCUCAACAACCUUGGCUGAAGUUGUGAUAGUCUCGACUCUGAAGAUGACUUCCUCUGAGGUUGUUGAAAUACCAGUUACUUUUACUGACAGCAGUCCUUCUCAGGAGUACAUGUACCUCCAGCUGGAUAAUUGGAGUAAAGGAUCACAGUUAUCUGUGCAAGAUAGCAGAAGCAUAAACCAUGUUAAUUUGUUUUCAGGAAACAGUUAACACGGGAUUCUUUCAUAUGAGAUCAACCUGCCGGCGCUGUGGCGGCCAGGGUGUUUUUAUAAGCUCACCAUGCAAGAAGUGUAAUGGAAAAGGAAGAGUGAAUGAAACGAAGACAAUUACUAUCCCAAUUCCUGCUGGUGUGUAAAUCAGUAAAAUGUUGUAUUCUCUUGACCAUGAUAAAAAUUUUUGAGAUAAUUUGUGCAGCUGCUCAUCAAACUUUUAACUCUGAGAAGUUAUUGACAAUUCAGCAGAUUGGUUGGUGUGUGGAUAGCAGUUUUUUUCGAUGGAUAGUUCUAAUCCAUUCUUUGAAUGAUUUGAACAAUUAUGACAAGUUUUGUUACAAAGAUGGCUAGUCAAUUUUGUGAAAAUGUAGUCAUCGUUUUAAUACUUUUUUAACUUGCAGGAGUUGAAGAUGGGCAAACUGUCAGGGUGCCAGUUGAAGCUGGAGAAGUAUUUGUAACAUUUAAGGUUUGUGAAAAAAUCAAUGUAUUAGUGUGUACAAAUUUUGGUUUUUCAGUAAGUGUGGAUAUGAAAGUAAAUUAAGUUUUUUUUUACCCAGGAUAAGUGUUGAAUCUGUUUUUUACCCAGGAUAAGUGUUGAAUCUGUUUUUUACCCAGGAUAAGUGUUGAAUCUUCUUUUGCCAUAUGUUUGGCUUGUGUUCAUAGGUUAGUGAGAGUAAAGUGUUUGAAAGAGAAGGAGCAAACGUCAGUUCAACAGUGACAAUCAGCUUUACACAGGUAAUGUACAUGUACCUCAUCAUCUUUGUAUUCUCUAACUUGUUGAAGCUUUGUGGGCAUGGUGAAAUAUCAAACCUCCACAAGUGGCAACUUGUAUCUCUCUACAAGAACAACAGAAAUUAAAGCAUCUCAUUGGUCAUAAAAUGUACUCACAGUGCCUAGUUCACUGACAGAUCAGUACUUUAUUUAAUGUGUCAGUACACAGAUGGGGUCAAAAUAUGUUCCAAACAUAUUUUGACAUCUCCUGUGAUGUAUUACUGCUCAGACCCACAGCAACAUGGAAUCCUAUUUGUUUAAUAUGAUAAAAAAGCAAAAUGUUGUUAAUGGUGACAUCUGUGCACCUGUCCUCCAAUAGAUCAUAAUUCAGUCUUAUUGUGCUCCUACAACUCAUUUUGGCAUGCUCUUAACAAUGGCCAGUUUUCUUAAAUAUCUCUGUCAUUUAUCUCUAGGCCAUUCUGGGAGGCACGAUACGUUCUCCCGGUAUUCAUGGAGAGAUUGAAAUCAAGGUGGGUGUAAGUCACACAGUCAGGGAUAUCUUAGUGAAGUUAAUAUGUUUUGCUAUGAUUGCAGAUUUUUCAAUAAUAUAUGGUACAGUACCAAUUGAUAGGUUAGAAUAGCAGGUUGAUGUUUUGAAAGACUCCAGGGCCUUCUGUUUCUAGGAAGAUUCAGGCUUCAGUGGGAAAUUCUGAAGUUCUGGACCCUGUAGUUCCAUUUUCCUGGUUUUUGAGGUCUAAUACAAUCCACUUGGCUUUGUUGUUCCAAGAAGCAAACCAUAUUGAACAAAAUGAUGUGAAGAGAUUCACAAGUAUGUUUUAAAGUGCAAUGAUGUUAGCAUAAAGAAUACAAGUGGAUAACCAGCUUAUUACAAGGGUGUAGAUCACUCACUAUGUGGCUGCUCACCAAGCCCCUAGCCUUGCCAACCACCCCUUCCCCCCUUUGUAGUGUUUUGUCUGAUUCUUUUUUGUUUUUUCCCUUAGAUCCCUCCUGGUACUCAGUCUCACCAGAAGCUCCGUCUGUCAGGGCGUGGCAUUCAAAGAUUAAACGGCGUUGGCAAAGGAGACCAUUUUGUGAAUUUUAAAAUACAUAUACCCAAGUAAGUCAGAUUGAAGCUUGUAGGACAUUGAUUUCUACAUUUUCCCCUACAUGAGUAGGGGAUGGAGGGACCAUAUGCUAAGAACACUUGAUUCUGUUUUACUUGCUCUGGGGAAAGUUCAGGUUAGGCAAUUCUGUUGUUUGUGUUCUUGAACAGGACACUUUCUCAGUGCUUUCUGGCAAACAAGGGUAUGAAUGGGUACCAGCAAAGUGUUAGACAGACUAAUGGCCACUCACGUUGGAGAGCAGAGAUGCAAUGCUAUGGAUGUCUUUCAUAGGAAGACAAAAGCAAUUAUUCUUAACAAGGGCCAGAUGUUUGGACGUGUGUUAUUAACCCUUUGCAUCCUAACAUCAGUAUGCAUAUUCUUCAUACUGGUCUCUCUUCAUUUCUUAAUCAUUUAACUCCCAAGAUCUGGUUGUUAAUUCUCCCCUCCAGCAGUUAGACAUUUCCUGGUGAAUUAGUCAGGAGAAUUUGGUAUCAUACCAUAAUAAUGACUUCUACCUGAUAAUUUUGAGCAUUCUCAUUACCUGAUUGUUGGCUGUAUGGAUGUUUUAGGGAGAAGUUAUAUGUGAAUCACUUCUGGGAAUUAAAGGGUUAAAGUGCUGACAAGGAGAAUUUGUUUAACAAUCAAGAGCCUCUCUCAUUGCUGAUCAUUUCCUUUAUAUCCUCAUGGCCUUAAUGUGAUUCAGGGGUGAUGUUGUGAGGAGAAAUUCAGUGCUAGUCAUUCUUAGGGGGUUAACGUUGAAUAAACGGUGCUUUUUCCUCAGAUACCUAAAUGAGAAGCAAAAGGCUUUAGUAUUAGCAUAUGCCGAGCUUGAGGAUGAGGUCAGCGGCACAAUAAAUGGAGUCGAUAAAUCAGCAAAAGGUGGGUAAUUUAUUUUAAAUCUAAGUCAAUGGGCAGCCUAAGUGUACAGUGUCAUCUCUCUCUCUCUCUCUUCCUCUUCCUUGCAUUUGAAAUUCUCUAGCAGAAAUCUUAAAUGCAAUGCCACGUUAUCAGGGUAUAAAUUGGCAACUUCAAGGUGUGAGGAGGCAGUUGAGUUUCAUUAUCACGUAUUUUCCUAUUGUUUUUAUGUUUGGUUUUUUGUUUUGUUUGUUUUGUGUCGGUUUUUUUUUUCGUUGAGUGGAGCUCGUUUAUCUGUGAUAACUAUCUACCACGGUACACUUGUAGCAGAGUUUUAGUUAGGUGUGUCUCUUUAUUUGAAGCUCAUGGACAGGACUACAGUGAAAAAGUUCCAUUGAAAUGUAAUCAAAACGGGACGAUGAAGAACGAAGUAAUGAUCGUCUAAGUUUGAAUUGAUUUUUUUUUUAAUCAAAAUACCCCUUUCGGGAAAUUCUCAUAAUUUAAGUUCACAUGACAUAUUGUCACAGAGUGAGUUUUCAAGACAAGGUUUCACAAUGAAAGUUUGCGUGACUAGUUUCCACAACAUUUGAGUUUGCGAGGCCAAGUGCCGUGACUAAAGUGACAAGGGUACACAAAUGGAGCUUUCGUGACAUUGCGUCUCGAAGCUUGUAUGACGUUCGUGUCCCUUCAUCACACAGACGCCCCACCCAGCCAAACUUGGCAGGCGUAUGAAACACCCACCGGUGGAAAGACGGCGAAUGAGAUUGAUCUCGAAGAAGUCGUCAAAAAGAAGCGUCCCUUGGGUCGGUUUAUGCCUGACGGAUCAUGGGAUGACGAAGACCCGGAAGGCAGAGCUCGACUCGCGAGACGGCAGUUUUUGAGAAUAGCGAUGGUCGCAUCGUUCACUAUAGCUGCCUAUCUGUUUAUGCAAAUCAUCUUGCUGGGGGUUGAGGCCCGCGAGUUUGAUUCGGAGAACGCUCAUUGUGACAAUUUAGAAAAUGGAAGUUGACAAGCCAGUAGUAAAGGGAGAAAUUUUUGUAAAUCUAAUUUGUUAAAUUUUAAGGGGUUUGAUAGUAUUACGUAGGUGUACCGAGGAGGAAUUGAGGAGUCGGGGAGUGUGAAAGUGACAAAGUGUUUAAAAUCCCCUGUCAGGCUCUCUUGUUUCCUCCUCUUAUUUUUGUCCCCUUUGCUAUCUGUUGUGUUGGAAACAGUUACGCUAUAUAAUUUCCUGGUGGAAUAACGCUCCACCUGAGAGGUCAUCACCCAACAGCUGCUUCGCUUUCCCGCUGUGCAACAGUUUAAGAAGCAUUUGCAAGCGACAUUCAAAGCUUUGAAUUUAGUUACCCAAGCGAAUUAGGAUUUCAACACCAAGUCACUAACUCUCCUUUUUUUUGGCUCUUCAAUUUCUCCAGACCAAGGAACAAAGACGACUGCUGAAGAUGAUAGCGGAUUGCUAGGACGCUUGAAAAAAGCAUUCUGCGGAGACGAUGACGAAGAUGAUGACGACAAAGAUAACAGGCGUCAGGGAAAGGCGUGACAACGCAUGCGCACCCUGCUAAAAGUGUUGCGCAAAUUGCACGAACUGUCCACAGUUUUUUUUAGUAAAUCGUCAUUAUUACUCUCUUUUUUAUGGUUCAAGGAUAUGCCAGGCAGUGCAUCACUGCCUUCGAAGGUAGGGCGUAGGAUUUCUGUCUCAAAAAUCCGCUCUGCGAGUCAAAUUAUUUCCUAGGACGUUACAAUUCACGCGAAUAAUUUUUUUUAGACGUCGUAAUAUUAAAUGUAUUUAUACAGGCGGAAGGCGUUGCCAAUCCUACAGGGUUUUACGGACCUUUUAAGCAAAAGAAAUAUAAGAAUGGCUUGUCUUAAAUCGCACUGUAGUUUAAAUUAUGAAUGCACACCAAUCUAUUUGCGUUUUGUUUAUUUGUUUGUGUGAUUGUUUCUUUCACCACGUAAUAUUAAAGGUAG